Messenger RNA from Babjeviella inositovora NRRL Y-12698, 2741 nucleotides. RefSeq lists its product as uncharacterized. NCBI's taxonomy places the organism in Eukaryota, Fungi, Ascomycota, Pichiomycetes, Serinales. Bases 81 to 2390 code for a protein of 769 amino acids. The transcript has a single exon. The record is from RefSeq and is a predicted model, not a curated record.
GCGCGAAACAUUUGCGAUUACUGAUACAUGUCAGCAGAUAGCUCUACUCUCCACCUCCACGAACACAGAUCACAUGGCAUAUGGGACUUACCGGAAGAUCAAGGUUACUAGCGCCAUUGGUUUCUUUCCUUUAUAAACUCCCCCAACGGGCGAGUUACUACACGACCAAGACUGAGCCCACGCUUGUACCAUUCCCUCCCUUCACGCGACCGCUUCUUGCCAAGCUUGUCCCGAAAAUCGAAGCCCAAACCCAAGCUGAAAUUUCCUUGUCAACAGCCACCGAUAAUGUAAGGGUUUCUGGGGAAAUUCCCACCCGUAUGCUCGUGGAGUCCAUCCAGCGCAUCCGUGCGAGUGAACAGAUAUUUCCACUCACGCCGCUCGUACGGGACAUGUUUACCAGCUUAGGCGAUGCGUGGGCCGAAAAUAUCACUAAAGGAAAUGCAGUAAUUCAAAAGAGCGAAAAACAAUGGACGGUUUACAGCGUUUCUCGACAGAUGGCAGCCCUGGUGGUGGCAAAACUUCACCGAAAGGUGGGCAUGCUCCUCAAGCAUCAGUCCAGGGUUCCACUAUCCACCAACGAUUUCCGAAUCCUUGCGGGCUGGAACGGACAUGACUUGAAGAACAUAGCCCAGAUCUUGCAGUGUAGCGUGACGGUGAACCCCGCUGCCCUUACCCAUCCCGGGCACUUUAAGGAGAUUUCUUUGCAAAUCAAUGCCGAAUCCCAGACGGGACUUGAAAGAGCAGAAUUAUACCUCAGCACCCGGCUAUCGACGUGGAAGUAUUCUCUCGCUAAAAGUGCCGAGACAGUAUCAACGCUGUCGGUGCAGCACAUACACAGGAUCCACAGUAAGUGGUUGAACGACCUUCAAGCUGCCACCAAAGUGGCCAUUAUUGUCAAUCCCGGAAAAUCCAGGUAUACGGAGGAUAAGAUUCCAGUGUAUUUCAGGGGCCAGGAUACCCUCAGCACAGAUACCGCAGCCAAACAGUUUAGAGCCAAGAUUGCUGAGGUUUCCAAUCAUCUGAGACUCGUGUCUUUAAAGACCGGAAAGUUAAUCUUCGGGUCGCAUGGGGAAGCCUUGGAGAAACUUCGCAAGGAAACCAGCUCGUCCAUUGUUUCUACGGCAACAGGAGAGGCGAUAUCUGUCUACAGCCUCCACCCUGAUACCACUGCCAAAGCAUGUGAUGCCAUCCAAGAACACCUCCAGUCAUGGUUGCGUGGGUGUACAGUAUUGGAAUUUCCGUACCCGAUGUACUCCGCUCUCCGGCGAAUUGGCUCAAACUUCAACAAAAUCGAAUCCAUGACUGGCACCCUUAUAUCCUGCGAAGACGCUUUUUUCAGGAUUCUCAUUACGGCACGUGUGGAUGGUGAUACUGAAAAGGCCGCAGGCAUCAUCAACAACUUGGUGGAAAGAAUCGGGACCCACCGAGUAACCAUCGAGGCCCCUAAACACGUGGCGCGCUUCAUGAAGCGGAGGAACCAAUAUGGGGUGGUUAACGCCGCUGAAAUAGAGUCAAAAACAUCGUCAAUAAUGGUUAUAGAAGAGGGGGAUUAUGCUACGAUUUCUGUGUUUAGUGACUCCCCUGCCAAUCUUGCCCUCGCAAAAUCAAGUAUCAACCGAGUUAUCGCAGAGGUUGGCAAGUAUGACCUCGUAGGGGGACAUAACCCGAACCACGACACCUUUUCCUGGGAAGGAAUGAGACCUAAAGUCUACUCCAAGAAGCUCGAGUUUCCCCACUACUUGUAUGAGCCCAUGGGCGGAAAGAAUCAGGAGUACUGGAAGACUCUCUGUGAAAAGUUCCAGGUUGAGUGGAGCUAUAUCGAAGGUUUGAGGCACCAGGAUUCUUUCAAAAGCGUCUUGAAGAUUUCCAGUGCCAGUGCGCUGGCGCUUAACUUGGUCUACACUGAGCUUUCCCGCCGUUUGGGGAGCUUACAAGCCAAUCAGGUUCACUUACCACUAGACAGACUCGAUUUCCGUGCCUUCGAAGUCGCCAUCGCCAAGAUCCAAAAACUAUACCCUGAUUGUUAUACUGUGACACAUAAAAUCCGGCAUACCCUCCAGGUACAACAGAAGUUUAGGUUGUCUGAAAUAAUGACCGUGGUGGGGGUAAGCGAAACUCGGGUGGCAGAGUUUACCGCGAGUAUCAGACACGCGAUUUACAAUAUUUUAAACCACACGCCGGAGUCUGUGAAAAUCAUCCCAGCAAACAAGUAUUCCCGGUUCAUAGAUGUUGUCAAACCGGAAAUCGAAGCAUUAGGGGUCCGGGUGCAUGUUACGAACGAGUACGUUAGCUCUGGAACCGCAAAGAAGUGUGUUGUUGUUGGGGACGACUAUGUAACGGUGCAGAAAGCGCUUAUGUUGAUGGGGGUGCUUCUCAGAGAAAAAGCUUAAUGAAUUAUGAGGUUUUAGUGACAGGUCUAGUUUUUAGCACAACCAUAGACUGUCUUGAUUAAAAGCUAUCCUAGACAGGAACAGAUUUUCUGAGAUUUAUCAAUAAUAGUGGUAUAUGGCUGCUGAGAAAUGGGGUUUCAUGAGACUUUGACGGGCUGUUACAUUAUCCAAGGGGUCCCAUUUGCCAUACCAUGGCUUGUAUUGCUGGUAUAUUUCGGUCUUUGAUGCGCUAGAAUUUUAUCACCAGUAUAGCUCUUGCCAUUCCAACAAUGGAAAUUAUUUAAACGGUUCAGCCUACGCUAAAAAAAAAAAAAAAAAAAAAAAGAAACCAGAACACCGAGUAACUGCGAU